This is a messenger RNA of Lytechinus pictus (painted urchin), 6155 nucleotides long. Its product is annotated as solute carrier family 52, riboflavin transporter, member 3-like. The record is from RefSeq and is a predicted model, not a curated record. Lineage: Eukaryota; Metazoa; Echinodermata; Echinoidea; Temnopleuroida; Toxopneustidae. Bases 515 to 2137 code for a protein of 540 amino acids. Gene Ontology annotation, cellular component: plasma membrane. The transcript is spliced from 3 exons. Gene Ontology annotation, molecular function: riboflavin transmembrane transporter activity. Gene Ontology annotation, biological process: riboflavin transport.
UGAUUGCCACUCACUCCAAGAGUUUGUUUGUAUUCGUCAUACGUGCAAAGGAUCUCUUACGUAAGGAGCUAUAGUGUCUCAUUCUAUGAAUGUUUAGAGCAAACAUUCAAGAUCGAGCUUCCUCUCGGUGAUCUAUCGGCUGUAUGCACAACCUUCAGUCUAUAUAGGUGAAGAAGCUCUCAAAAGAUGAUGGAGAAGGCACAGUUUCUAACAAAUGGGAUUAUGGACGACAAGAAGCAGGGCCGCAGGGGACAUUAAUGUGCGCACUGAGAAUACACAUAUAAAGAAGAAAAUGAUCUGUGAAGACAAUGACCGACAAACAUGAAGAUGAUUAAACAUAAUUUAUAUCAUGUGAAUCAUAAAUAACAACGGACGGAUAUACAAUCACGUGCUGUGAUUGUUAAGGCUGUGCAGUUUCGAAUAGAACUUCAUCGGCGAAAGCAACUUUGUUUUCGAUUAUAACUAGGACGGUUCCAUACUUCGAUAUCACUUCAAAACGCUUAAAGAGCUGAAAAUGAUCUGCAGCAAAUCUACCCUACGCGAUGCCUUGACGGCCCUACUAGUGGUCACCUUUGGUACCAGUACAUGGGUGUCCCUUGGAGGGAUCUGGGAGGAGCUACCACUCCUUACCAACUUGGACAUCCCUGAGGGGUACAAAAUCGGAUCUUACUUCAUCAUCGUCACCCAAGCAGCAGUCAUCGGACCACUCAUUUUCGUCUCAUGCCAAUGCUUUGCUCCAAAGAAGUACCAUCUGGAAAUCCCAGCUAUUUACGCGAUUUUAGCGGUGGGUGCCACGGCCAGUUUCCUUUUGAUAUUCUUCUGGGAUUCGUGUACGUUUUGGUUUGGAGAAGAGCAUAGCACCGCUUUUCUUAUCAUAUCAUUCUUCAUGGCCCUUGUCGAUAGUACUUCUAAUCUGACCUUCAUGCCCUUUAUUUCAAGUUUCAAAUCAAAGUACCUCAAUUGGUAUUUCAUAGGAGAAGGUCUUAGUUCCGUUAUACCAAGUAUCGUUGUCCUAAUUCAAGGCUCUGGUGGAGAAGAUGAAUGCGUCGCCAAUCAUACAUUUACAAAUAUCACCAAAGACCCCGUCACAAACGUCACAAUUCGUCAAAACUGCACGAUAUGGGAUGUCGAGAAAGUUGGAGACUUCCUCUUCCCGCCACAAUAUUAUUUUACAUUCAUAUUUGUUUUGUUUACGCUCAGUACGAUUUCGUAUUGGAUCCUGAGAUGUGUUCCAUUAUUUCAGGACCAGUACGAAGAAGAGGAGCUAACUGAAAAUUCAGAUGACACUGGCAGCGAUUAUACAGUAUGUAGAUGCCUGGAGUGUUGCAAGGGUAAUCAAGUUGAUGAGAAAACACCUUUACUCGUAAGUUACAACAAUGCUGAAGAAAAUCAAACGCAAGGGAAUGGAACAGGAUUGCCAAGAGAAAUUUGUGAGGAUGACCUUAAUGAAGAAUCAUCUGUGGAUAGGGAACGCGAAAUUGAUUGCAGUAAGGUUGGCAUUGUAGGUAGCAAUAUUGAAAGAGACGAGAUUACAGGGAACUCUAAUGUUUCCACGAGUAGUUCAUCUGCAAGGCAUGCGUUUCUCUUCAUAACGUUGACACUAAUCAGCGCCCUAACCUUUAGUGUCCUACCAGCUAUCCAGGGAUAUUCAGCAGCAGCAUACGGGUCACACAUAUACCUCGUUGCAACAGCCUUUGCAGAAAUCGGUGUCCCAGUUGGGUCCAUUCUAGUCAUGAUUCGUCCAACAACCAGCUAUCCACUUGUCUUUCUGACGUCACUCGGUGGCGUGGCUGCUGGUGGGUAUUGCGUCUUGACAGCAUCUCUCAGUCCAACACCUCCGUUGCAAGAACACAGAAUCGGAAAAGUUUUAAUCGUUUUGGCGUGGAUCCUUCAGGGUAUAUUCUUCUCCUACUGCCGGGCCACCAUUGGUUGGAUUCUUCGUUCUGACAAUAGGUCCCGGAUGCUGAUGAUGUUCUUCGGAGGGUGUACUACAAUCGGUACCAUGGUUGGCGCCGUCAUCAUCUUUCCACUCGUAAGCGUUCUACAAAUCUUUAAGAGCUUUGAUCCAUCUCAGGCGUGCGCCAGCCACGUAACUUGUCUUGCCCCUUAUGAAGAACUUGUAACAUCCAGCUUCUAGCAGACCAUAUCGAAUGAUUACGAACAUUCAAUUAGUAAAGAUUUUCCAAACACACACACUUCGCACCCUGACCCACCCACCCACAAAAAAAGAAACCUGAUGAAUUAUUGUUCUCUCUCGAUGAUAAUGUAUACAUUGCCAAUGCCCAUUACUUACAAUUUUCAUAUUUGUAGUAUCUUUUCCUCCCAUUUUAUAUACUGAUUGUAUUAUUGAACUAGAAUUGAACUAGGAUUGUGUGUGAAUGAGUGUGUGUGUUCAUUGUGAGAGCUCUACUCUUUUCUCUAAUCAGUCAUGGCUAUAUGUCAGCAUUGUUGUGCUACUAUUUUUCCAUUCAAUCAUGUUGAAGAUGAUAGUGAAUUUCAUUGGACCUUAUUUGGUUAUUUUGAUUUAAACAAGACGAUUGAUGUCGAGCAUUUGUUGAAAUUGAAAUUAAAUCCCUUUUCAAUCAACAAAACUUAUACUAAUGCACUUUCUGGUCCAGACAUUCGUCUUGACAGUGCAUGUGAAUAUAUAUUUUGUGAAGAAUUCAGUAGACAGUUUAGCAAUGUUAAGUCAAAACAUUCAUUUAAAUUCUCGAAGCCUAAAUGAAAAAUUUUAUGAAAUGGAAAUUGUUUUAUCAUCUUUAAACUUUGAAUUUGAUGUAAUUGCUGUUACUGAAACUUGAUUUAGUACUUCUAAAAAUAUAGAAAUGUAUAAAUUAAAUGGUUAUUCGCUUGUUUCUAAAUGUAUACCUUUCGAGACUGGUGGUGGAGUUGCUCUAUACUUGAGAGAUAAACUUACUUAUAAUUAGUUGUCUGAAUAUAAUUGUUCUGAACCUAAUUAUGAAAUGGUAUUUGUUGAAAUUGCUAACAACCCCAAACCUACAGUUAUUGCUUGUACUUAUCGUCCACCAGACUCAGAUAUAUCUGAAAUAUCAUGAGUCUUUAUUUUACAACUUGAAAAAUUAUAUGAAAAAACAUGGUCUCAAAUAAAUAUAAUACUUGGUCGAAAUAAACAUAAAAACUAUCUCAAAACAUGUACGAUAGAAAUGUGAAAAUAAGUAGUAAGAAAAUAUUGCACAUAAUUUUAACAACUUUUGUAUUAGUGUAGGUAAAAAACUUACCUCAUCGUUUCAAAAUCAAAGUUACUCUUUUGAAAAAUACCUGUCAAAACCAAACUUAAGUUCAUUUUGCUAGGUCAACAACUACUCAUGAAAUUGUCCAAUUAUCUUGUCUUUUAAAAAUUGAUAAAUCAAAUGGACCUGAUUCUUUUUCCCCUAAAGUUGUUAAAACUAUGUGACAUAUUUAAUAAGUCUUUGAAUAGUGGAAUAGUCCCAAACAGACUAAAGGUGGCAAAGAUUGUACCUCUUCACAAGAAAAAUGAUAGUAAUGACGUAGAAAAUUACAGGCCCAUUGCCCUAGCUUUUAUCAGUUUUUGCAAAAUUAUUAGAAAAGGUGAUGCAUAAAAGACUAUAUGAUUUUUUUUUUACAUAAAUGUGACAUUCUGACUUCAAAACAAUUUGACUUCCGUCGAAACUAUAGUACUGAUUUGAGCAUCGUUAAUUUUUCAAAUAAUAUCCUCCGUGAAAAUUUUAAUAUGUUUUGUAUUUAUGGACUUAUCCAAAGCAUUUGACACAAUCGACCGCCAUAUUUUACUUUAAAUUAUAUCAUUAUGGUAUUCGUGGUGUUCCACACCAAUGGUUUCCUGAUUAUUUACUUAAUAGAAAACAGUACAUGUAUGUGGUGGUCGAUGGUGUUGAAUCUGAUUAUAUGAAUGUUGACAUUGGAGUACCACAGGGAUCAGUACUUGGACCGCUUCUUUUUAUUAUUUAUAUCAAUGAUAUUGUAAAUUCGUCUAAAUUACUUAAUUUUUCAUUAUUUGCAGAUGACACUGUGGUGUAUCAUUCGUAUUCUAAUAGCGGUUUCUAAAUAAUGAUAGGACAAAAUAUGUAAUUUUUCAUAAGAAGAAAAAGAAAAUACCUAUAAUUCAAUUGAAUCUGUCAAAAUAAACAAUGUUUUUAUCGAACGUAAGCAAAAUAUAUUUUUCUUAGGUAUUUACGUCGAGGAGUGUCUUGAUUGGAAAUGUCAUAUUGAUUAUGUCUGUUCUAAAAUUUCUCGUAGUAAUGGUGGCUUGUAUAAGUUAAAAAAUAUUCUCCCAAGGAACAUAUUAAUGAAAAUUCAUAAUUCAACAAUCGUCCCCCAUUUAAAUAAUUGCAAUGUUAUUUGGGGAAAUACAUACAAAACAAAACUAGACAAAAUACAAAAGUUACAGAAACGCAUAGCUCGGUUAAUUACAAAUGGUCAUCAUUUAUCCUAAAGUUUGCCACUGUUUUAAAAAAUGAAAAUUAUUCCUGUAACUUACUUAAUAAAGCAAAUUUCACAAAAACAUUUUACCGCCUGUUUUUAUUGGUAUGCUCCAACCAAAUUCUUCAUUUCAUAAUUAUCCAACUCGUCAAAGCAAAAACUUACACAUUCCUCUUUGUCAUUCAACAUUACUCUAGAAUUAUUUAUCUUCUGUUGGGGUACGUGAAUGGAAUAAUCUAAAUUUCGAUAUAAGAUCCAGUAUUUAAGUGCAUGUAUAAGAAACUUAUAUUAAAUCAAAUGUUGUUCAUGGCUGAGUAGGAUACUCACCUCUUUCAUCUCCUAAAGUUUUCUUUUUACUUGUUUGCUUGUACACACUAAGAAAUCCAAGUGCAAAUGGGGUGUACCGUGUACGAUACGUGCGUACACCUCGCAAUACCAUCGAGAUGCAAGUUAUAGCUCUUAUGCGAGUGUCUGUUGUACACCCAUGUACUCUUGCGUGCACCCCACCAGUCUCGCUGAUAGACGUACAUGGUAUAGAUAAAGUUGAUUGUGAUCGAAGAUCAAUAAUGCACCCGGGGGGGGGGGGGGCGCUUCCAUUGACGACUGGAUACCAUGCGCGACCAUGCAGGGGUCUCGAAAAGCACCCUAAACACGUAUUUUCAAAAUUCUGAAAAUGCACCCCUUAACAAAUUUUGGCGUGUGAUUAUGUUUUGCAACAGUCUGAGCAAUUUGAUUCUUCAUCGGAUAGAUGUUGAAAUGCUGAAAUGGUCUACGAUGACUAAGAUAUACUUAUAUCCUCGGCGAGAUGUGGAAAGUUCUGCAAUAUCUCUAAAAAAACAUUUGCAGAGGGUGAUCUGCAGUUAUGUUGCGUAGUGGAGCUUACUUCUGAUUGGGAGAGCGGAAUGCUCCCCCCCCCCGGGGGGGGGGUGCUUCCAUUGACGAGUGGAUACCAUGCGCGACCAUGAGGUCUCGAAAAGCACCCUAAUCACGUAUUUUCCAUAUUCUGAAAAUGCACCCCUUAACAAGUAUUGGCGUGUGAAACCCUACCCUUAACAAGUAUUGGAAACAAAACGAUACUCUUGGCAAGUAUUCCCUGAAUUGACCCCCUUAAUAACAACGAUAUUUUUAUUGUUAUGUCACUGUCGUCGGUUUUACCUUUACCUGAUUGUGUUUCGUACAGCCCACUGAACUGGAAAUACGUGGAAGUCGUGUUCACCCAAGCAAAACAUCGCCGGCGAACUCGAUAAGUCACGUGACCGCCGCCAUUUUCCUAGGUCAAUAUUGUUCGAGAACGCGCCGUAGAAGAAAGUAAUGUACUUAGUGUGGCAAAGUGUAUUUUAAUGUCAUUAAGCCAAUCAUGUACAAACAUAUUUCUAUAUGCACAUUGCAUAAAGUACUGGGAACUGGUAAUUCAUAUAGUUUUAAAAAAGGGGUUAAAAUAUUUGACAAGAGGUAGUGGUCUUGUUGUGCAAUUUUUGACAUGUGGAAUAUUUCAUACUGACCAGGAUGCAUAUAACUGGUAUGUGAAAAUAAGCGAAAUUUAAAGUGCCACAACUUUUUAAAUGCAAUUACCAUUGCUAUGCUUUUCUGAUUUGUAUUAGUAAACUUGUUAGAGUUGACUUGGUUUUGUUUAUCCAUCACCCAUUCCUUUAUGUAAAGGUGUAUUGAUGUAUAUAUAAGCAUACAUGUCGUGCAACAUCCAUGCUCUUCCAAAUUAAAUUUCAUAAGAAUUCAAA